UCAUAAGUCACAGUUCCCGGGCUCAGAGCUUGGGGAGAGGAAGGGGACAUGGCCAGCGGCUGGGCAGUGGGAGGGCAGGUGGCACCAGGCGCAGUCAUCGCCCUUCGGGGGACAGGGUAUAGAAGGCGCGGGUUUGGGGGGCGGGGAGGUGGGGCCUGGGAUCUGGGGGCACUGAGCUCCCUGCCCCCACCAGGGGAGUUGGAGGAGACAGACAGAUGCUGUCGAGAGCACGACCAGUGCCAGCAGGUCAUCCACCCCUUCACCAUUGGCUACGGCCACCACAACUUACGCUGGCACCCAAUUCCCACCCGCGACCGCGAUGCUCGGUGCAAACCCGGCCCCCAGGCGGCGGUGCUGCGGACCCCCCCGGUUUGGGGGCCACCCGGGCGGCCCGCCCCCCGCCCCGCCCCUGGCGCCCACGCCCCGGCCCGGGGCCCCGCUGGGAGGGUCCGGGCUCCCACCGGGCAGUCAGGGGGCCAAGGGAAGAAAAAGGAGAAAAGGACCAAGAAAAAGGACCUUUUGCUGACACCCGCCCCUGGCUGGGAGCCCCAGCUGGGCAGAGAGCCAGAGGAGGGAAAGAGCUCUGUGCCCCCCGCCGAGGAGGGCGCGGCCCCGGCCUGGGGCCGUCAGGACCGUGGCUCUAACAACAUCCUGCAGGAUGAGCCCCAAGUGCAGGAGACGGCAGGGACUCCCAGAGAGACCGAGGUCAAGGCCAUGGGCCAGCCAAAGAAGGGGAGGAGGAAGGGGCGUCAAGGGAGGAAAGGGCCCAGGAAGAACGCUGCGCCCUCACGGGGCCAAGCCUCGGCUGAGGGGUAGCAGGCGCCUGACACUCUCCCUCCCUCCCCCCUGGCACCGGGGCCGGGCAGGGCUUUCUGGUGGCUGCCCAGGGGCUGUCAGUUCCCGAACUGUGGAGAGGGCCGGGUGUGAGCUGAAUGGAGAUGAACGCCUCAAUAAAAACUCAUGGGGCGGAGUCCCACCCCCAGGGGCAAGGCCUUCUUUCCCUCACCUCAGGCUGGAGGAGCAGGCACAGGGAGGGUGGAGCCACAGAACAGCUGAGCUCCAGACAAGGGAGAUAAAGUGGGGGGGGGGGGAGAGAAUCUGUCCAAAUCUCUUUGGGGGGCUACAGCACUAACAGCCACUCCCCCCUCCCUCUGGUGCACGGGCUGACCCCCAGGGCAGCAGCGAGGGCUGAUAAGGACGGGCAGGAGGCCAGGGCCGGCCAGUGGCAGUAGCCAUUCAGCAUGGAUGGGCCCAGUCAGGGGAGCAGCAGAGUGUGGAAGGCACCAGAACCAGCCCAAUGGCCCAGGCUGUGGUGGGGGGCAGGACCCUCUCUCCCUAGGGGAGGGGGGGAAAGAGAGGGAACAGGGGAGGGCCGGCCCACUUUCCCAGGCUUCUCUAACAAAGCUGGAAUGAAGCCCAUGUAUGCAAAACCCCCAGAGGCCAACCCUGGUGAACAAAAAAGUGGGGGGAGGAGGCUGGGAUGGGGCCCAGUGCCCGGCAGUGCCGAGGCCCUCCCCAGGGCUGAUGCUGCAAAGAACGCCUAACAGUGGGGGCCGGGCAGAUCCUGGUGGUCCGGGAGGGCCACAAACUGCCUUUUCAUGGAGGAUUCCCUGGCUCUGGAGCAGCACCGGCACCCCGAGGUGACAGGGCAGACCCCCAGUGGGCACCGGGCCGCCCAAGCUUUCUGAGGGGACCCCAGCAGCUGGAGAAAGACGCGGCACCACGCUCUGUAGAAACACUGUUUAUUCCAAUGGACAGGGCGGAAGCUGCAGUGAGGGGCGGCCAUGCAGCGGCAAGGCGGGUGGGGAUGGGGAGGGAAGGGUGC
Molecule: messenger RNA, 1825 nt
Organism: Sarcophilus harrisii (Tasmanian devil)
Lineage: Eukaryota; Metazoa; Chordata; Mammalia; Dasyuromorphia; Dasyuridae
Product: collagen alpha-1(VII) chain-like
Exons: 2
Coding region: 49-816 (255 amino acids)
Biological process (GO): arachidonate secretion; phospholipid metabolic process
Molecular function (GO): A2-type glycerophospholipase activity
Source: RefSeq, a predicted model, not a curated record